Messenger RNA from Leucoraja erinaceus (little skate), 5559 nucleotides. Its product is annotated as leukotriene B4 receptor 1-like. NCBI's taxonomy places the organism in Eukaryota, Metazoa, Chordata, Chondrichthyes, Rajiformes, Rajidae. Gene Ontology annotation, molecular function: G protein-coupled receptor activity. The record is from RefSeq and is a predicted model, not a curated record. Gene Ontology annotation, cellular component: membrane. Gene Ontology annotation, biological process: G protein-coupled receptor signaling pathway. The coding region runs from base 918 to 1901 and encodes 327 amino acids. The transcript has a single exon.
GGUAGACAAAAGUGCUGGAGAAACUCAGCGGGUGCAUCUAUGGAGCGAAGGAAAUAGGCAACGUUUCGGGCCGAAACCCUUCUUCAGACCGGAUGGGGAUUAUCUUUAGUGUGAGUGCAAAAUUAAGGUAGGUUUUAGAGCUAUUAUAUUUUCUCCUCCAUAUGAAUAACAUUAAACAAUAUCAAAUAAUAUCAAACAAUUAGAACUUCUUUCUUUUCCUUGAUGACAAUACUGAAAAAUAUGAAUUCCAUAGUAUGUGACUAUAAAUAUACAUUUUAAUGGGAUCAUUAUAUACAGAUGUAACAUUUCCAUUUUAUGAUCGAGAAGCUGAGCAGAGCAGAGGAAUCAGAGCUGCCAAGGAAAGAUACUCUGAGAAGUUGAGGAGCAAGUUCUCAGCUAGUGACUCUUCUUCAGUUUGGAAGGACAUGCAAGAAAUCAUCAGCUUUAAGAGGAAAGCCCCCCGCUCUUAUCUACCAACCUCUAACUGAGCCUCAAGCUCAUCUACUUUACUUCUUAUACUUCGCGCAUUCAAAUACAAUACUUUUAAUUCAUUACGCAUCUCACCUUUCACAUCGAUCCCUAUUACACUUGGCCAUACUCUCCUAUCCCUUUGUGAGCUUUCUUUCCCGUUAAUUCCAGGGCCAUUAACUAUCUCUUUACUCCCUUUCCCUUUAACUCUGUCCUUGACUAUCCCAUUUGACACCACCACCCCCCCCCCCCCCCCCAUCUAGUUUAAAACCAUCAGAUCCUUAUCUCCAGCAGUAAGAAAUGUGGUUGGUUUGAGUUUUGUAAUAACAACUCAUAACCCUUAAAGCAGAAAUAUCUUCCAUUUGCCAACCUCUUUGGCAAGUUUCACUGAGGACGUGAGGUCUUACUAAACAGCCUUGUGCUUACGAGCCAGGUUCACAAAGACAAUAAUGGAGCUGUCAAACAGCACGGGAGAAGCUGAUCUCUCUAUCAUCACAGGAGUUCGGGUAGCAACAAGCAUCAUCUUUGGAGCAACUUGUCUCAUUGGGAUCCCCGGCAAUUCCAUCGUCAUCUGGGUGAUAUUGUUCAAGAUGAAAAGGCGACCGUCCACCAUUCUGCUCAUCCUCAACCUGGCCAUCGCAGAUCUCGUCGUUCUGAUCACGUUGCCCCCGUGGAUUUACUCCAUCAACAACGGCUGGGUCUUUGGUGAGAUUUCGUGCAAGGUCCUCACCUAUCUGAUCUACUGCAACCUGUACGGCAGUGUGUUCUUCAUCACGCUGAUGAGCGUGGAUCGCUUCAUGGCGGUCAUCUAUCCAUUCGCCUCCCAACGCUGGCGGAAGGAGACAUCUGUUUGCAAGGUAGUGCCCGUGGUUUGGACACUGCCCUUUCUCUUUGCUGUCCCUGUUAUUCUAGUGAAAAGGGUUCAGACUAUCGACGGCCAGCCCACGUGCUCAGCCCACAAGUACGAUUCGAAAGCCCUGCAAAUUACUUCACUUGCGGUGGAGACAUUCAUUGGGUUUGUGAUUCCUCUCACGGUGCUUGCUAUCUGCUACGCUCACGUCGCUAGAAGGGUGAGCCAAAUGACCUUCAAGAGUAAAAACAGGUCUGAGAUGCUGAUCGCCAGCAUCGUCAUAGCAUUUGUGAUCUGCUGGCUUCCUUCCCACGUGUGCAACGUGAUUCAAUUUACCUCCCUGAUGGUGGACCCGGGUUCGGAUGCAUUUAGCGUACUGGCGCAUAUUUCCAAGUUCGGGUCGUACGUAUCUGGGGCAUUAGCCUUCAUCAGCAGCGCCAUUAACCCACUGCUCUAUGCGUUCGCUGCCAAGAGUUUACGGAACGGUUUUCGGUCUUCGGUGAUGGUAAAAGUCUUUGAGCAAAUGGCUCAGUCCACAAAAGACGAAUACGCCAUGGAGCGCUUUAAUACUACAAAAGUGUAAAGUAUCCAAGAUCUGUAAACCAAUUUGGUGUUAAUCAUGUGUUGCAUUCACUCCUGAAUGAAUAUCCAUGGCUAAAACUGUGCAGGACAUGAGUAAAUUGCUGCAGAAAUAACUGGAUGACUUGCACUGAACCCUAGAGAUGACACAGUUUCUACAUAGAAGUAAAUGAUACAUCUGUUGCACCAAAGAUUGCCUGGUAAAUUUUUUAUUGAAAAGUUUGUACUAAUAGUUUACAUCUUUGAGUGCCGCAGAAUUUAACUAACAUUUUAUUAGAUCAUAAAGCAUUUCAAUCCAGCGAAUAAUAACAUUUAUGUAUUUUUUCCUAUUGCCUUUCUAGUAUCAGCACUUGUAGCUUUUCUUCCCCUUUUUAGUUUAUUUUCAAGAUAGUGUGGAAACAGGCCCGACCAAUGAUCACCGGUACACUAGUUCUAUCCUACACAGUUGCAACAAUUUUACAGAGGCAAGCUUAACCUGCAAACCUGCAGGCCAUUGGAAUGUGGCAGAACCCGGGGAAAACCCACACGGUCACAUGGAGAAUGUACAAACUCCAUACAGACAGCACCCACAGUCAGGAUCGAACACGGGUCUCUGGCGCUGGAAGGCAGCAACUCUACCGCUGCGCUGCCGUGCCACCCUUCUGCCUUCUGUCCUUGUUGAUGGCAUACAUCUUCAAGGUCCCGAGCACUAUUUAACAAAGAAACAUGUAGUCAACCUUCAGCAAAUCUUCUCUAAAUUUGCAGUAAACCAACAUGGUCUAAAAAAUGACAACGUUAUCUAUCCACAAAGAACUAAAACUGCAUGUACUGAACUUUUCAAGUUUGUUACGAGCAGAGAAGGAAUUCUGGUGAAGUAGUUCGUACAGACACAAACAGGACACAGUUGGAAUUGAAAGCUAGUCUGAGGAAGGGUUCUGACCCGAAAUGUCACCUAUUCCUUUUCUCCAGAGAUGCUGCCUGACCCGCUGAGUUACUCCAGCAAUUUGUGUCUAUCUUUGAAAUUUGACUACCCAUCCUCCCUGCACCGCCGCACAAGACUAUCAACAACAACUUAAAGGGCAACACAUGAGGAACCAAGAUGGUGCCUAAUUGCUGGUUGUACUCGCUUUUGCAAGUCAUCAGAACUCUCUCUAUCCAACAACUUUGUACAAUGCUGAUCAACUCAGACUUUGCCCUCUCAAAGCAUUUUUCUUGUGCUAAUAGUCAAACAUUGAUCACUUCCAUAUCGUACUUUGAUUGAACUACGGAACGCAAUCAGGAAAGGGUUUUGUCAAACAAAUUGUCAUGGAUUUAAUCUAUGUGAUUUAUUGUAUGGAGGAUACAGUUUAACAACUUUCAUUUGUCUUUGACUGAUUCCUGUAUAGAUUCGUAAUGUCAUUCCUUCAAGUGAGUGCUGGAGUAAGUUAUGCUCAAUAUCACUUAGAGUUAAAUAGUGAAUGAUACUUCAAGUUGAAGGGCAGCUUUAAGGGAACUCCAGACAGGCGGUCGACUGUACUGAUGGGGAAGGGUUCCUUCCAGCGAUGACUGGAGUAAGUUGCAUUCAGUGUCAGAAUUGGGGAGAAGUUCGAUGUGAUCAGAAAUCAAAGUUAAUUGGUGUAAAGUAGGCAGUAUAGAAGUUAUAACAUUGUUUAAUCUUCCGUUGUUUUAUUCCUUUGCUUUUAAUAAAUUGUUCAAAUCCAACAUAUGCUUAUGCCUGAUCAGAUGCUUGGCAGGAUAUGGUGCUCAGUAAAGAGACUCAAUUCAGUUUUAGAUAACAUCUUAUUUCAUUUCAUUUGUAAGCUUUCUUAGUCUGAAAUUUGGCUCAUGUUGAUCUGUGGGCCUUGAAUGGUCUUAUACCGCUGAGAUAUGUUCAUGCCAACCUAGGAAUGAUUGGGUUAACGUCUAAGGAUGGUUUCUUGCUGCGAGAAGGAUGAGGGGAGAUCUCAUUGAAACCUACAGCAAGUAAGGAUUUCAUUGUUCUAUCUGGGACAUAUGACAAUAAUACAAUCUUGACUCUUGACAAAGCACAAUUUCACCUCAGAAAGCAUAUCACAUUUUGCAGCAGGUUUUAUGAAAUUGCACGUUUCCCAUCUUGCGAAAUAUUCUGACUGUUUACGGGCUGCGUUACAGUUCUGCUUUUGUGUUAUUUCCAUUGUGAAAUAUGAAUAAAAACCACCUAUCCACAAUGUGUCUGUUCUCACACUUCACUAUCUCAGUGGGCCAGGGGAAAUGAGGAAUUCUCCUGCUUGGAAAUUGUAUUUCACCGCUUGUGUUGCACUAAAACUUUGUUGCAUUUCUCACAAAGCCGAACAUCUCAAAAGAUUGAAAAAUGACUGAGCAGUAGUGUUUUCCAAUCUGAGGUGCCCCCUGUACACAAAGAUGGCUGGCCAAGGAAAGUUUACAAAUUCAUACGUCUAUAAGUGAUAGGAACAGAAUAAGGCCAUUCUGCCCAUCAUGUCCACUCCCCCAUUCAAUUAUCUAUCUUUCACUCUUAACCCCAUUCUCCUGCCUUCUUCCCAUAACCCCAGAAACCCGGACUAAUGAAGAAGUGAGGAUGCACACACUGAGUAAAUUUCAUGUCCCUCCCCUCCUAAUUUGUUAGGGGAGAGCUGCAGAAUACUAACAAUCCCACCCUUUCAUGUGGACAGUUAUACACCCACACGCCUGCACGCGCACAUAGAAAAUAGGUGCAGGAGUAGGCCAUUUGACCCUUCGAGCCUGCACUGCCAUUCAAUAUGAUCAUGGCUGAUCAUCCAACUCAGUAUCCUGUACCUGCUUUCUCUCCAUACCCCCUGAUCCCUUUAGCUACAAGGGCCACAUCUAACUCCCUCUAAAAUAUAGCCAAUGAACUGGCCUCAACUACCUUCUGUGGCAGAGAAUUCCAGAGAUUCACCACUGUCUGUGUGGAAAAUGUUUUUCUCAUCUCGGUCCUAAAAGAUUUCCCCAUUAUCCCCCUUAUCCUUAAACUGUGACCCCUUGUUCUGGACUUCCCCAACAAGUCUUUCACAAUCAUUUCCCCCUUAAUUCACCCAGCGUGACGAGGAGUCUUAUAACUGCUUUAAAUACACAAUUAAACUAAGACUACUAUGUUGACUUCAGAAGAGGAGAGCUACGAAUCACUGAACCUAUGGAAGACACAAUGUGUCUGAGUAACCCAGCGGGUCAGGCACCAGCAUGUAGACAGGUUUGGAGAGAUAUGGACCAAAUGCUGGCAGGUGGGACUAGUGUAGCUGGGACAUCUUGGUCAGUGUGGGCAAGUUGGGCCGAAGGGCCUGUUUCUGCGCCGUAUCACUAUAUGACUCUAUGACUAUCUCUGGAGAACAGGGAUAGAUGGCGUUUUGGGACGGGGCCAUUCUUCAGAUCCCUAGAAUCAGUCUGAAGAAGGGUUCCAGCCUGAAACGUCAAUGGGGAAGUGUGGGAUGAAAUAAAUAUUUUCCACAAUGACAUGAGUUGAAUUUAUUGUCACAUUGUUUUGAUAAUCUCGUAGUGGUAAAUAUAAAAGGUAGCAGCAAACAGCAGACUGAAAUGAUGGCUGUGGGGCAUCAUAAAGCAUAAGGCAUUGUUAAAGGCAUUCGUCUAGGGUUGCAAACUGUCUCGUAUUAGCCAGGACAUCCCAUAUAUUGGGCAAAAUUGGUUUGUCCCAUAUGGGACCGCCCUUGUCCCGUAUUUGACUGCAACUAUUC